GCGAAUUCUAUAUCUCGGUAGAUAAAUCAACUAACAAAUGGAGCCUUUAGGUAAUCGACAGCGAAUUCAAGCAUUGUCUGCGCACAGGGAACAGGUUGUGGAAGCCCUGACUCAAAUCAUCUUUGAUGGCGGUCACAUUCGGCGGAUGAUCGAGACUUUUGAGCAGCAAAUCCAGCUAGCGAACAGCCCUGAUGAGAUGCAGCGGCAACAGACAGACCUAUUCUGGGAGAACACGUUCGUGCGGCGGUUGCUUGACGGCACUGAGAAUGGAACAUACCUCGGCAUGGACCUCGGAGGGACGAACUUUCGGUUGGUGCGCGUGGAUCUGCGCGAUGGUGAGGCGACUACGGCCACGCGCUACUACAGCCUGGGCAAGGGGCUGCUGGUUGGACCCAGUUCGGAGUUGUUUGACUACAUCGCGGUGUGUCUCAAGUCAUUUUUAAAAGAAGAGAAGUUUGCCAAUAAACUAUUGCCAUUAGGUUUCACGUUCUCGUUCCCCUCGCAACAGAUGAGCCUUAAGCACAGCACUAUCUCCACGUGGACGAAGGGCGUCACGUGCACGGACGGCCCGGGCCUCGACUCGGCCGUGCUGCUUGAGGAGGCCAUCGCCAGGCUCGGGGUUGAGACACUGCCAGCCGGCGUAGAGGUUGUGGCCAGAAUCAGCGACAGCACAGGAACCCUGCUCGCCGGAAAUCUCCUCGACAAGAACUGCAAAAUAGGGCUCAUACUGGGUACUGGAUCGAACGCGGCCUUUGUAGAGUAUACUCACAACAUCGAGAAGUGGGACGCAUGCUACAAGGAUGACGACCCCUCAGACGUUGUUGUUAUUAACUGCGAAUUCGGAGCGUUCGGUGAUAAUGGGUGCUUGGACUUCAUGAAGACAGAGUUCGUCAAAGAACUUGACACACAUUCAAACCACCCUGGCUCAUUUACGUUCGAGAAGCAAUUCAGCGGCCUUUACCUAGGGGAGCUGGUGCGACUGGCACUCAUUAAACUGGUGCGUGCAGGGUGUCUCUUUGCUGAUCAGCCGUCGUCUUUGCUGGAGGAAAGGUGGUCUUUUACAACCGCGCAUGUAACUGCAAUCGAAAGUGACUCUCAGGAGACCUCGACGAAUACCAAGUCCGUCUUAGCGGAGUUUGAGAUCCUUCAUCCCACAGCUGACGAUGUUUCUCUUGUACAGGAAGUGUGCGAGCUCACGUCAACGCGCGGCGCCUAUAUUGUGGCUACAGCUAUGGUCGUGCUGCUGAACCAUAUUAACCUACCGGAAGUGACCAUAGCAGUGGACGGCUCGUUGUACGAACAUCAUCCGAAGUAUCACAACAAUAUGGUGAAACUUAUUUCCACCUGGUGUCCACAAACAAAGACGACCCUUCGCUUGGUGAAGGACGGCAGUGGUCAAGGUGGAGCCCUUGUGGCCGCCAUUCGCGAGAAGACUUUGCCUCACUAGCCCUCCAGCCUGCAUGCGGACUGGCACCUUCUCUUCAAGGAGACGUACCGGGGUGACGGACACUCGAUCAACCUGUCAUUUAAGCCUUAGUAUAUAUAUGUUGAUUUGAUGUACAUUUGGUAUCAUUUAUAAGAAUCAUUAUUAGUUGCCGAUACCAGUUGUAUUUGUUGUGUUUUGCUCAAUUAACGAACAAAAUUGAAUAUGUUGAAAGGUUAACUGUAUUGACUUAAUAUUUGAUUUGUUUAAAAAAAUAUAUUUUAGGGUGGGGGUCGUGGUUAAAUUUGCUGACUUUGAGACCAAAAAAUAAUUUUAUGCAAUUCUAGAUUCCCCAUUCUUUGCUCACUGUUAAAAUCAUCUCAAACAUAGACAGUACAUGUAUACCCGAAAGGCUAGUCUUUUAUAUAAUUCCCCAGUUCCCGUAUGAUGAGUAGAAUAGGAAGACAUUCAUUUGUUGGCCGAAAUUUCUUUCAUGUUUUGUAUUAAUGGGGACUUGUUCAGAAUUCGACAAAAUGACAAAAAUAAAAUAAAAACAGAA
Dreissena polymorpha is the source of this 1982-nucleotide messenger RNA. RefSeq names its product hexokinase type 2-like. Gene Ontology annotation, cellular component: cytosol; mitochondrion. The record is from RefSeq and is a predicted model, not a curated record. Gene Ontology annotation, biological process: glucose 6-phosphate metabolic process; glycolytic process; intracellular glucose homeostasis. NCBI's taxonomy places the organism in Eukaryota, Metazoa, Mollusca, Bivalvia, Myida, Dreissenidae. Gene Ontology annotation, molecular function: D-glucose binding; mannokinase activity; glucokinase activity. The transcript has 12 exons. The coding region runs from base 38 to 1447 and encodes 469 amino acids.